Ciona intestinalis (vase tunicate) is the source of this 1266-nucleotide messenger RNA. The record is from RefSeq and is a predicted model, not a curated record. Lineage: Eukaryota; Metazoa; Chordata; Ascidiacea; Phlebobranchia; Cionidae.
UAAUGUAAUGACUUUUCUCUUAGAUUGAAAGUUAGUUAAACAUUACAUGUUGUUGAUAUGUCUGAAUCUGACAAUGAUGUUUCUUGUGGAUCAUCUGGUGAAGAAUUGGUUGAAGAUAAAACCUCAAAAGUGAUGAAGAGUGAAGAAUAUCCAUGGAUGAUGUUGGAACAAUUAAACAAACAAAGGAUGAACAAUCUGUAUUGUGACUUCACAAUUUGUAUUGAUGAUGAAGAAUACCCCGUCCAUCAAGGAAUUCUUGCAGCAAGAAGUGAAUAUUUCAAUGCAAUGUUCACUUCAAAGUUGAAGGAAGGUUUUGAAAAACGAGUUGAAAUUAAAGAAUCAUCGAAACAAUGUAUUGAACGGAUCCUGGGUUUCUUAUACAGCGGGAAGAUUGAAUUAUCAGUGGAAAAUAUUGAAGAAACAAUUCGUUGUGCUGCCCUGAUGCAAAUACCAGAUUUGUUGCAAGUUGCUUCUGAAUACGUGGACAGUAUAUUCAACGCUGGGAACUGCCUUCACUUUCGUGGGUUGGCCAAGUUGCAUUCUAUGGAUGACUUGGUAAAGAAGGCUGAUAAAUAUUUGCUGGAUCACUUCAGAGAUGUUUGUCGGGAUGAAAGUUGGAAUGAGUUGAGUGCGAAAGAUGUGGAGAUGUUUAUUUCCUGUGAAGAUGUUGUGGUGGAGUCAGAGGAAGUUGUUUAUGAGUGCAUGGUUGGUUGGGUGAAGCAUCAUCUACAAUCAAGGAAACAAUAUUUCCCAACUUUGUUUAAACAUAUAAGAUUGACAAGUCUUCGUAUAAAUUACAUUGAACAAGUCGUCAGAAAAGAGGAUCUACUUUAUGAGUUCCGUGAAAGUAGUGAAAUAGUUUGGAAACAUUACUUUGACACCAUUUCAUCAACAACAACCAGCAACCCUAGACAUGGAGAUUUUCCUUACGUAAAUAUCAACUUUGUAUCAGAUGUCAGAUACGGGAAGUUUAAUCUUCAUGAAAAUAAAGUUGAAGUGGAGCAGCACGAAGAACACUACAAACCAAUCACGGCAUCUACUGUUCGUAGAAAUAAAGUUUAUGUUUGUUCAAAUAAUCAAGUCAAGUCAUAUGAUGGAAAAAUAUGGGAAAACGUUACAACAUUACAAUAUGACAUGCAAUGCCAACAUAUGGUGGUUUGUGAAGCUGAGAAUUAUUAUUCAGGGGACAAAUACAAACCACAUUUGUUCGUGUUCGGGAAAAAAUCUGAAACAACUGUAAACAGAAAGCAAGUGACAACCAAUCAG